AAUCCGACUCUCUUCACGUGAAAGAAAGUCACGGCAUUUCAACGGCGGGCGCCCCAACCCAAUCCAGCAUCAUCCCGUUUCGUUUCGCUCGUGCGAACCACGCCGCCUGCUGCCGGUCGAUCACCGAAACUCUACACCUUGAGAACCCGCCCACCUUUUUAACCAACCCUCCUCCCUUCCUCUAUCUCGAUCUCUUCUUCUGAAGAACCACCUGUCGCACAACCACCAACGCCGCUCCGCCAACAACACCACUCCGCCAACAACACCACUCCGCCAACAACACCACUCCGCCAACACCACCACUCCCACCACCGCCAACAUGCCCGGCCACCCCAACCUCUACUCCUUCCCCACCACCACCGACCUCGCCCCGCACCUCCGCAAAUACAUCCUCGACGCCCAAAACGACGCCCUCGCCCGCCACACCACCUUCCGCCUCGCCGUCUCCGGCGGCUCCCUCCCCUCCACCCUCUCCGCCGCCCUCCUCGCCCCCGCCAAAUCCCCCUCCGACACCCCCCAAUUCUCCCAAUGGGAAAUCUUCUACGCCGACGAACGUUGCGUGCCCUUGACGCACGAGGACUCCAAUCACCGUCUCGUGCAAUCGGAUCUCAUCGAUAAGAUCCCCGAGGAACUGGGCAAGCCAAAGGUGCAUACGAUUGAUGACUCGGACUUGGAGGAUGUGCAGGGUGUGGCGGAUCAUUAUGAGCAACUUCUCGUUUCGUCGUUUGCGUCGAGGGAUAGUGUGAAAUUGCCGCUUUUCGAUCUGAUUCUGCUGGGAUGUGGGCCGGAUGGACAUACAUGCUCGUUGUUUCCCGAUCAUGCGCUUCUGAGGGAGACGUCCGCUUGGGUUCUGCCGAUUAGUGAUUCGCCGAAACCGCCGCCGAAGAGGAUUACAUUGUCAUUGCCGGUGGUGUGUCAUGCGGCCAAGGUGGCAUUUGUCGCGACGGGCAAGGGGAAGAGAGAGGUGUUGAAGAAGAUUUUUGACAGUGAAGAGGGGAGGGUUCUGCCGUGUGGGUUGGUCAAUGAGGGGGCCGGGGAGAAGUGUAGUUGGUUUUGUGACGGGGAGGCCGUGGAGGGGGUGAAUUUUCCGAGGAGGGGGAGUGUGAUUUGA
This is a messenger RNA of Zymoseptoria tritici IPO323, 1111 nucleotides long. RefSeq names its product phosphogluconolactonase (gene 6PGL). Gene Ontology annotation, biological process: pentose-phosphate shunt; carbohydrate metabolic process. The record is from RefSeq and is a predicted model, not a curated record. The transcript has a single exon. Lineage: Eukaryota; Fungi; Ascomycota; Dothideomycetes; Mycosphaerellales; Mycosphaerellaceae. The coding region runs from base 320 to 1111 and encodes 263 amino acids. Gene Ontology annotation, molecular function: 6-phosphogluconolactonase activity.